CAAUGUCAAUCUAGCUACCGGUACACAGAGACACAUUGGGCAAAGCUUCUCAGCCCGAGUCACGUGUUGCGCACCAAAUUUUUUGGCAGUCCAAAAAAAUCAUCCCUGCACCUGCUGAAUACGGAUUAGAAGAACGCCGACGCCGAGCACAGGCGAGAAAGGGGAGGACAAAGGGGGCCAGGAUGGCGCGGAACAAGAAACAAAAGGAGACGCAGGACGAGAGGGCGCUGCGUGUGGUGCGCCGCGACCACCGCGGCAAAGGGCCUGUGGCGAAUUGGGGUGAUGAUGCUGGCGCGUCGUCGUCGUCGUUGUCGUCUCGGGGCCGAGGGGGGCCGACAUACAGAGGCGGCAAGUUCAGAAUACAGGCCAGCAAGAAGCGGGAAGAGAGGGCAGAAGAGGAAGAAAGGGAAGAGGGCGAGUACACGGACGAGGAUGAUGAUAUGGAGAUUAGCUUCACGAUGGACAAGAGCGCCGACGAGCUCGCUCAGGCGCCCCCUCGAAGGGUCGACUCUCCUGCCAAAGGACAGUUGCAGCUGCAGGAGAGGAAUGGACUUUUGCUGCCAGGCCACGUCGAGAUCACUGCAGUGGCUCCGCCUGCCGAAGCGUCGUCUUCGUCGUCCUCAAAGCCAGAUGACGGGGCGAGUGUCGCUGCCUAUGGGCCAGGAGGGAAUAACGAUGGCGCCAUUGGUGAUUUCGUCGAGCUCGACGGUGAUCGCUCCGGUGCUGCUGCUCGCUACUGGGAGGUGGAACGGCGGGCGGAAAGGCUGGCGAGGGAGGAGUGCGAGCAGUGCGGUGAAAAGGGCCACGACAAGCGAGGCUGCCCGCAUACACAGUGCCUGGCCUGCGGCGUCCUCGACGAGCAUGCGACACGGGAGUGCCCGAUGGGCCGGAGCUGUUUCCGCUGCGGUGCGAGAGGCCAUCAGCUCAAGGACUGCCCCAAGCCCCGUCCACAGGCCUUUGCACGCGGCGGCCGGCGCGAGUGUCAGCGCUGCGGUGCGACGAGCCACAGCGAGGCAACGUGUGCGACGCUGUGGCGGGUCUAUGCCUACAACUACCCCGAGGAGUGGCAGGCAGAGCGCAAGCAAAAGGCGAGGGAGCUGGUUGCUCGCAGGCCAGUCAAUUCAGAUGGCGACGACGACGACGACGAUGACACAAGAACGUCCCAAAGGUCCCCGUCCCCAAGCUGGGAUCCUGCGGUGCGGUGGUGCUACAACUGUGCGACAAAGGGCAACCACUGGGGUGACGACUGCCCGCUGCCCCGCUGCCACCCGUACCGGGGCCACAUGGAGCCGACGGCCUACAGCGAAUUUGUCUCGCUGUCGGGGCCCUUUGCAACCAACUACGGCCCGCCACCUGCCACGGCUGUUGUGCGGGGCCAAGGCAAUGGCGACGACGAUGAUUACGAGGGUGGCCGACGGUACCGCGACUUUGCCGUGGGGCCCAGUGCGAGCAUGCAUGUCUGCUCAGAAGCACAGAUCCAGGCGAUUAAGUCGGUUGAUGCGCUCCUCGAGCAGCGCGCUGCAGGGCGCAAGAGCGGGCGAGGCAAGGAGCCGCCGCCGUUGUCGUCGUCGGCGAGCAAGAGCAAAGGGCCAGGAGCGCGGAGUAGGCUGCCAAAUGGCAAUGUAGACGAAGAGGACGAUGAAGAAGACGAUUGGUUCUCGAGGAAGCAGCAGCAGCAGCAAUCCUCGUCGUCGUCGUUGGGCAAAUCGAAGAGUCAAAAUCAGAGCCAAGGUGCUGCAGAUCAGUUGCCGAGCAGUGUCGCCACACGCGGCCCGCUCAAGGGCAUGCCCAAGAAGAAGGUCAAGGCCGACGAGCGAUACAAGGCCGAGGUCCACCGGGCGAGCCAGGCCCAGAGCCGCGCCAUUGACUAUCCCGCCGGCGAUGGCUUCUGGGCCGAGAAGAAGGAGGACCUCGAGGCGCUGCCUGCGGGCAUCGAGCGCGACCACGGCCUGACAAAGGAGGACCGCAAGGCCAUCUACAAUGCCGUGGGCAAGGAACGCGGUCUCGAGAUCUACAGCAGAGAGAUGCAGCGCUCCACUCAGGCUGCGGUGGCAAGGGUCAAGCACAAGUGGGGUGUGGAUUCGAUUGCACCGACGGAUGUGCUGGCCAAGGAGAGCAAGAAGGGCAAGAAGAGAAAGAGGAAGGACGAGAAGCAGGCUCAGAAGCGGGCGUCGGAGGCGGGCGGCAAGAAGAAGAUGAAAAAGACAGCAAAGGAGGACAAGGUAGCCAAGGCAAGCGAGGCUGACGCCAAAAAGGCGAGGGGCGCAAGGGGCAAGGGAGGAGCAGGCGCAGGCGCAGGACCGGAGACAGCGGCAGCCGCAGGGGGAGGGCCUGGCGCGAGGUACUUUGGCUCCUAUGCAGACGGCAGCGACUAGAGUAGGUAGACAGCUUCUCCAUCAUCAUGACAAUCAUCUGUGUGCAAUAUUCUUUUAUUUCAUCACAUUUCAAAGCUAAUCAUUGUAUGGUUGAGAGCAUCUCUGCGUCACGACAAAAGAAUCAGGUCGAGCCAUUGGGAAGCGGAGGAACGGGCGGGAUGCUUCGGGCCUCUUCCUCAUCGUCUUCGUCGUCCUCAUCGUCCUCUUGCGCUGCUAGGGCGGCUGCAAUCUUCAUUCUGUUGA
Acaromyces ingoldii is the source of this 2618-nucleotide messenger RNA. RefSeq lists its product as hypothetical. Lineage: Eukaryota; Fungi; Basidiomycota; Exobasidiomycetes; Exobasidiales; Cryptobasidiaceae. The record is from RefSeq and is a predicted model, not a curated record. Bases 183 to 2375 code for a protein of 730 amino acids. Gene Ontology annotation, molecular function: zinc ion binding; nucleic acid binding. The transcript has a single exon.